AUGCCGCCAAAACUCGACCCCAACGAGAUCAAGAUCAUCUACCUGCGUGCGACUGGUGGUGAAGUCGGAGCCUCUUCGGCGCUCGCGCCCAAGAUUGGUCCUCUUGGUCUAUCUCCAAAGAAGGUCGGAGAAGAUAUCGCAAAGGCGACUGGCGCAUGGAAGGGAACAAUGCGCUCCAAGUCGCUCGCAAAGAACUUGGCUGGUGGUGUCAAGGAGAUCCUUGGAACUUGCCAGUCUGUUGGCUGCACUGUUGACGGCAAGCCUGCUCACGACGUCAUUGAUGGGAUCAACUCGGGAGAGGUCGAGGUCCCCGAUGAUGAGAAGCAUGGCGUUAAGAAUCGUACUUCAAGCCCAUGGUCGAAUAUGAUGGCGCGGGGAGGACAAUCGUACGAGGUUGGACGCGUGGACCUUGAGGAACUCGGAGUUGAAGGUUUGCGCUCAUUCGACGUAGGGGACGAGCGACCUCUGGAGGCGAGGGCAGCUGCGUAUGGGAAACAACCAACAGGCGACGGACGAGAAGAGACGGAACUCGGAGCCGAGGGCGGUUCUCUCCUGCACCCUGUACUAGAAGAAACAAGACGCGUCGCGUCUAGAGUCAAGCCGGAUCAGGGCAGGUGCGCCAGUUCGGAAAGAUACAGUCCGAACAGAUGGAUAGAUGCGCCGUCGUUGGUCCCAGCGUCCCCCGUAGUCGACGAGACAUUCACCAAAUCGGAAAGACACCAUCGACUCCGCGUCGCGCUCGAGAACAUCGGGCCAGCAUACUAUCGUCCCUCGACGGAGGCUCUGUCUCUUCUGCAAUCGACAUGCGUCGCCCUCGUCGGGCUCGGCGGGUCCGCUGUAGCUGCGGAUGCUGCAAUCGACAUGCGUCGCCCUCGGGUCGGGCUCGGCGGGUCCGCUGUAGCUGCGGAUGAAUCUGUAUACCCCGACGUUCGUGGUGAAGGAGCUCCCGAUCCCGAGUUUCGCUGCAACGGUCUUCCACAUCCCGACGCACGCCGAGUUUCACCUGAGGCGCGAGGAGGAGGGGUGGUAGGUGUAUUCAAGUCUCGUUGUGCAGGGGGCGAAACGGAGAUAGAGGGUACCCAGCUUGCACCUGGAGCAAACGACCGUUGGAAUAGGGGAGACGUCUGUGCGAGCAUUUGGGCCGAGUCGGGCGAUAUAUGCGCCCUGUUGUUCGAGGAAGAGGAAGAGAUUGGCUUCUAUCACGCUGAGCACGAGCAGUAUCGGAUCGAGAAGACGCAUAACCACCUUCAGCUCGGGGAGAAACAUGACCACCUUGAGGACGCGGCGGGAACCGAGGACCAGCAGACAAGGGUGAAGUCGGACUGGCCCCUAAUCGAGGAGUACUAG
Molecule: messenger RNA, 1347 nt
Organism: Rhizoctonia solani
Lineage: Eukaryota; Fungi; Basidiomycota; Agaricomycetes; Cantharellales; Ceratobasidiaceae
Product: ribosomal protein L11, N-terminal domain
Exons: 10
Coding region: 1-1347 (448 amino acids)
Biological process (GO): translation
Cellular component (GO): cytosolic large ribosomal subunit; ribosome
Molecular function (GO): large ribosomal subunit rRNA binding; structural constituent of ribosome
Source: RefSeq, a predicted model, not a curated record